Molecule: messenger RNA, 1459 nt
Organism: Bombyx mori (domestic silkworm)
Lineage: Eukaryota; Metazoa; Arthropoda; Insecta; Lepidoptera; Bombycidae
Gene: Aanat
Product: arylalkylamine N-acetyltransferase
Molecular function (GO): N-acetyltransferase activity
Source: RefSeq, marked provisional
CGACACGGUCCCACGAAGGAACGCGGGAGAGCCGAACGCACCCUUAAAUUUUACGCGCGAAAAGUGACAGAUCUUUUUCCAAUAUGGCUGUUACAAGUACAAGAGGCAUUGUGAAUUUGAAGGAGAAGGGCCAUUUUGAGCGGGAAAAUGCCAGGGUGGAAAAAUACACUCUCGGAGACGAACUGCCGGCGCAGCUUUCGAGCUUGGAGAUCCGGCCUCGCAAAAUGUCCGUUCCAGCUUACACCAUACAGAGGCUCACGUACAACGAUCGGGACCUAGUACUGAAAUUCCUCAGAAGAUUCUUCUUUCGCGAUGAGCCAAUGAAUCUCGCCGUCAAUCUGCUUGAAACACCAGAGUCAAGAUGCACUGAGCUCGAUGACUAUGCGGCAGCUACCUUGAGCGAUGGAGUUUCAGUCGCCGCUGUUGAUGAGAACGGCGACUACGUAGGAGUCAUCAUUAACGGGAUUGUGAGGAGAGAGGAAGUAGACUACACGGACAAGUCUGAAGACUGCCCCAAUCCAAAAUUCCGACGGAUCCUGAAAGUACUGGGUCACUUGGACCGCGAAGCUCGCAUCUGGGACAAACUGCCGGAGACUUGUGACUCUGUUCUCGAGAUCAGGAUAGCGUCUACACACUCGUCUUGGCGCGGCAGAGGACUGAUGAGGGUGCUGUGUGAGGAAGCGGAACGUCUGGCCAAAGCCAUGGGAGCCGGAGCUCUUAGAAUGGAUACAACGUCAGCUUUCUCUGCGGCCGCUGCGGAGAGGCUCAAUUACAAGAUGGCGUUUGGGGUUCGGUAUGCUGAUUUGCCGUACGCACCUCAACCUGAAGCACCACACCUUGAAGCCAGGGUCUACAUUAAGGAGCUGUAAGAUUUUCAUAUCAACAUUUCAAAUAAGAAGAUCUUUCCUCCGUAAAUGGACUAUUCGAAAAAAGAGGCAGCUAUAAAUAUUGAGAAUACAUGAAUUAAAUAAAAUAUAUCCUUAAGUAGUUUUAGAGUUUAUUUAACUAGUAAAACUGUUCAUUAUCCAUUUACAGUUAAAACAUGUGUAAAACUAUCUUUUUUUUUUAACUCGCACUCAAUAUUAGUCACAAAGUUGUACUUCUCACAAGUGAUAAAAUUUAUUGAAAAAAUGUAAUUAGAUGUAGAUAAUUUUAGCAAAACUGUAAAUGUAGGAGUCCAAAGUGUAUAAAUGUCUGUAUCACCUGAUAGUAUAUUAUAGCAAUACUAUUAAACGCUAUAAAAAAAAAUUGCUAUUAUUAAACUGUCAGUAAUUUAUAGUUCCUUAUGUAGUUGUUACCUGACUUCGGUUGUUUACCAAGCUAUUAUAUUUAUUUGUCUAUGAUGUCUUUGAUUUUUGUAUAUUCUAUUAAUCGUCAAUUUUAGAUUACUUAAAAUGAAAAAUAUAGAGGAUAGAGAAUGCACCUAAGACAUAUGUAUCGUUGUUGUCUGAAUAAAUCG